Molecule: messenger RNA, 2981 nt
Organism: Varroa destructor (honeybee mite)
Lineage: Eukaryota; Metazoa; Arthropoda; Arachnida; Mesostigmata; Varroidae
Source: RefSeq, a predicted model, not a curated record
CGGAGUAUCGUUUAAAUACACAGUUUGGCCAGUUUGUUAUCGAUGCUAAGGAGUUAUUCAAAAUAACUGCCUAAUUAGAUUAACUAUGGAACACAUCAAUGCAGUGUUGGCUAUCUUUUGCAUCGGUCUGCUAUUUAUUAAUACGUGUGUGGCAAAGCGCCGUUGCUCAAACGAAGAUCAUGGUAAAAAAGAUAGUGGCUGGGACGAACGUUCUUCUGAGGGCAUAUGUGAGAAGAAUAACAAUGAUAGGAACCCGUUUACAGUUAUAAGGCUCAAGCAAAAUGAUGCGCAUGACAAGCACGCCAGCCACCCUCACGACUUUGCCAGGCCAUCAAGGAAAUUAUUGAGGAAAAGGCUUCCUCGUGAAGUGCCACCAGAAGGCCAAAAAGAUGACAGUGACAAAAAUGGUAAAAGCUCUGUAGACAAAGAACACACGGUUGUGGGCUCGAAAGAUAGCUCAUUACUGCUGAACAGCAACCAAACCAAGAAACCUUUAGAAAAGCUUCUAAAAUGGGAUACAUUGAAAGAUAAGCUCUCUGACAAUGCUGAGGAUGAUUUGGUUAAGAGCAACAGUGAUAGUCAGGCCCAUGUAAGGACUAACCACCACGCGACGAGACUCUCGAAGCGAGAAUCAUCAUCGAAAAAGGAGGUGUCUGAUCAAGCGGAAGGAAAACAGGACAAACGUCAAGAAAACGAUGACAAUGAUCACAAAAAAGGAAAGCGAGAAACUGUUACUAAAGACAACAGCGAUGAAGGCGACGACCAAGAUUAUCAUAGUGGUGAAGUAAAGGAAUAUAGUAGCGAUUCUGAUGAAUUGUCGAGUUCGAAAGACGAAGAUCAUACACUAAUAAACAUUUCCACGGGAGAUACAACUACGAAUGUGUCACAAGGUAACUCCUCUAACACUGAUAAGGGUCCAAAAGAUCGGAGGUCAGACGACUCUUCGCCAGUAGCAUCAAUGUUCCCGUUAAAGGGUAACCCUUCUCAAAUAAACAAUAAUAAACAAGAGUGUAUUAAAAAAAAUAAUGGUUUUUCUAUAGAACUUCAGACCAACGGAGGGCACGAACAGCUGCUUGUUUUUAGCAGAAAAAAUGCUAAUCAUGAAACGGAACUAGCAAUCUCAGUGUCUAAAAAAGCUAACGGCGAUGAUAAGAAAGGACAAGAAAGCAAAUCGUACCCCGAGGAGACAGGCAACGGGAGCAAAGACUCGAAGAAAUUCAAUGAAAUCAGUGGCGCUAGCGUAACUUUCUCGUUGAAAGAACAUUCAUCCAGUGGGCGAAAACCUGUUGAACAAUCUGGGAAGGAGAGAAACGGUGACGACGACGACGAAGGUAACAAUGAUAACAAACGAGAUAAAGCUGAUGGCGACGAUAACGCUGGAGCAUUUUUAGAAAAAAAUAAGUCGAAGUCUUGGAAAAUAGAUUUUUUUGAGGAAAAUCAUAACGAUAAAAAGGAAGGCAAUAAGAACGAAGGCAGAUUAUUGGUUUCUAAAAGCGAAGGUUUAGAAAAUGAACGACAUGAAACGGAUGAGACUGGGGGCAGUAGUAAUAAUGCAACACAAUACUUCGCACUUCGAGAAAGGUCUUCGUUCUCACCAACUAAGUUCGAUUGGCCUGAAAACAAGAGCAGGGGUUACAGGCCCAUAAUAGUGACUAUGAAAGAUUCCUCCAUGAGAGAUGACGGCGACCGGGAUAACGCUAAGGAAUAUUAUAACGACAAAGAAUUUUCUGAAGUUGGACACAAAAAAUCGUCCGAAGAGGACGAUGACGGUCAAGGGUUAAUGGAUAGUUUUGAGACCCCUGGACAUAGGAAGAAUUUCGUAAAUUAUGGUCUUUAUCGAGGCCAUGAUGAUGAUGAUGCUUACGAUGAUCAUUUCGACGAUGUCGAUGGCGAUUUCGAUCCGAGGGCAAGCAAACGUCGUAGGAAAUCACCAUGGAUACAUAUUUUAAACUCGCAUAAUACACAAAUACUCAGAAAAUUAAAUGCAUACGUCGCAGAUUACCUACCAAGCUUUCUCAAAGAUCACAACCUUGAUCCCUGGGUAUUUGAGAUAAAUAAGUGUGAGAUCACAUCAAGAGCUUUUCAAGAAAUCGCUCGAAUUUGCAAAUGCUAUGAUAAGCAUUUCAAAGCAACUGUAGCGCUCGUUGGGUUGGGACAAUUUCUGAAUCCAAGUAAUAGGAAAAUAACCCAAGCUUCAUGCACGCUGGAGGGCUGUCAGAUUGACGGUAUCAUCCUUCCGGGCAGUUUGUGGUUUGAAACUAGUACAAUCUAUAGCCAGGACGAAGUAGUACUAACACGACCAAUUACCGUGAAGAUAACACUAACCAUUUUCAACAAACGUAAAGGCAACAAAGAUAACUUUAAGUAUUUCGUGAAGCGGCGAGAGCUUGCAAACAUUAUACACCAGGUAUGUCAGUCAGUUGGUGACAAGUUGAUACCAGGACUGUCGCAGGUUUUCGAAGACACUUUAACAGGUACCACAAGGCGCUGCUAUGACAUCUUUAUCUCCGACGCGUCUUUAAGGAGUAACAAGGAUCCGAAGUUAUCUAUUGUAUGGCCGACUAGUGAAGGUAGCGAGAAAAUCCCAAAUAUUAGGUAUAAAACGAAAGUAAAUCAUGACGAUUACGACUAUCAGGACGAGGCGGACAGCAUGUUUUAGGCUAGGCCGGCCUACGGUUGACUAUGAAAAGCCACCGCCGUCAUUUGUUGGGAUUGUAUAUUUAGGUUUAUUAAAUGAAUGCCUUCGAUCGCACUGUAUCUUAUUCUCCUAGUAUUUUUUUUUCUAUAAAUGUUCUGCUCUAAUAUUAACAAUACCCGAUGGAUUUAUUUUAUAAACAAGGUCGCCUAGCGCCGAAUGGCGACCCGAGCACGCGGCCAUAAUCUAAGCAUUAAUUAAGCAUAAAUAUAUAGGACGUUUCGUAUAAUAAUCUACUUCAAAAACGAAUCGAGUGGAAAGUGCGAUUUGACAGACAAACAAUUUU